AUGCGUUCUGCUAUGGUUUCUCCUGUCGAUUGUGGUUUGAGCUAUCGUAACAUUACUGGAGAUAAAGUAGCUCGACGUCUUGGCAGCCUCAUCAACACAGCAUAUCAGGCGUCUUAUCAGCUUGGUGCAACUGCUCAGUCGCCUUCCAAGGAUAAAACAGCGCUAGCACUCGGCUUGAACGACACUACAGCCAGCGAGGGUGUCGGCUACACGACCAUCUACACAACAGCGACCACGACCCCCACGGAACAGGUAUUCAUCGCAAACAUUGCCUGGGUUACUGUCACGAUGGCCGUCGCAGUCAUCCUACUCCUUUGUGGCGUACUCAGCAUGGUCUUCAGAUACGGGACACGAUCGCCAGAUAUUUUGGGCUUUGUAUCAAGCAUGACUCGUGAUGAUCCCAACUUCCAACGUAUUCCAGGUGGUGACUAUCUUGACAGGCUCCAGAGGGCUAGGAUCCUCCGACAUGUCAGAGUACAAAUAGUGGACACAAGACCGUGGGACAAUGAUGGGCAUAUACAGAGGAACCUGGGACGCUCAGGAAGGCGAUAG
Messenger RNA from Lithohypha guttulata, 552 nucleotides. RefSeq lists its product as uncharacterized. The transcript is spliced from 2 exons. Bases 1 to 552 code for a protein of 183 amino acids. Lineage: Eukaryota; Fungi; Ascomycota; Eurotiomycetes; Chaetothyriales; Trichomeriaceae. The record is from RefSeq and is a predicted model, not a curated record.